CGAACCAAGAGAUUGUGGACAAAGCCAAGAGUCCCUCAAAAUCAACGAUGAACUGGAGAAACAAGAGCUUAUAACAGCACCCAUGGCCAGUGGUGCUGCAAAUAAAGAAGGAAGAGACUUGUCCAAGGAGAACACAACUAUUAGUUGGGCUGACAUAGGGGCACGUGAAAAUGUGAGGCAGAUGGUACCUAAGAAGACAACAACUCCUGAGAAAGACGUUGCUAUGGAAAUGGAUGAAUUCGAAGAUGACCAUCCAUCGCUGACGGAUGAGAGAAUGGAUCAAGGCACGCAUGUCAUGGAGGCAGAUGAGAGCGCAGGACAGGUGGGAUCUAAGUUUCCAUCCGACGUACAGGACACCAUUGUCAUGGAGACAGAUGAAGAACAACCUACGAACGACUUACAAGAAGAUGAAAUUGUGGAGGAGAUGGGAUCCGUGUCUACUGCUACUUCGCAGGAUGCCAUUGCCACGGAAAUGGAACGCGAUGACCGUCCACCGUUGAUGGCGGAGAGACCAUUGAAGAAACAAAUCCGUGAAUCGGAAAAUCUCAAAAAACUGAAAGCUGAAAAUCCGUUGAAGACAGAGAAUAUUCGGAAUAUGCGAGUUGCUCGGAGUUCUAAACCAAACAAACCUGCCUCCCGAGGUAAGGACACGGGAGCACCCGAGAAUGUGAUACAGACGGAACCCAUAGUAGAAGCUGCCGCUCAGAAUGAUGUUGCCAUGGACGAGGAAAAGGAUGGCUCUCCAACAUUAGCCGAUGGGAAACGGGACCAAGGUUCGCAUGUCAUGGAGGCAGAUGAGAUUGUGGAGGAGAUGGGAUCCGUGUCUACUGCUACUUCGCAGGAUGCCAUUGCCACGGAAAUGGAACGCGAUGACCGUCCACCGUUGAUGGCGGAGGGACCAGAUAAGAAAAAAAUCCGGGAAUCAGAAAAUUUCAAAAAACUGAAAGCUAAAAAUCUGCAAAAGACAGACAAUUUUCUGAACCUCCGAGAUGCUCGGCGUUCCAAGCCAGACAAAGUCAAAGAACAACAUUAAGCGUGUUUAAAGUUUUUUAAACGAGGGAAGCAAAAUGGCGUCGUAGAAGCGAAUAUUGAUGUUAUAGUCUUUUGCCGUUGUUGCUUUUUUAAACUGUGUAUAAAAAGAGUAGUAGCAAGUAUGAACACACAGAUGAUGUAAAAUAUAAUCAAGACAAACGACUUCAUUGAUAUAAAAAGACAUUUAACUUCCUAAUUAAAUACAGGGAAAUAACAUGCUUAUAAGAUAUGACUAGUCUACCAGGGAAAAAUUACCAGGAGGCUCUGUAAGUUCCAUUGCCUACAAGAUAAAGGUUUGGCCUACUUGAAAAAGAAAAACCUGACUUUUUCAUGUACCAACCAUGGUUAUAUCAGAAAGGCCAACCAAUGUUUAUGUAUGCCACGUAAGUGCAUUUCACGAACGCGUGGUGUACGGUCACGUAGUCUUAUACGUAAUCAUACGCGAUAUCCGAGGUAUUUGAAGUUGACAAACUACUUUCUAAGGUGUAGUCGAACUAGUUUGCUGUCUCCAAAGACUGAGGGUAAGCUAAGAUUAUAACACGUACAUAAUUUAGUUGUCAUUGUAAUUUCAGAAUCAUUUUAAAAUGCUAAUUUCACAUGAAAGUGUUGUGUACCAUGUUUUUGUGGGUAAGUAGAGCGAUUCUUAUGUGCGCAUACUCGGCCCAGCUGACAGUUUCUCUAGCUCAAACAGCACACACGUGCGUGAUAAAGAAGUGUCAGUUACCGGGGAAACGUUUGCGCAAUUAGCUUGUACAUCUGCGCUUCUUGUAGUUGUAAACAGCAAAUAGCACGUGAUAGUGAAUUCGCUAUAGUAAAAAUUUAUGAUUGACUCUCGUACUUUCUAAAUGUAUCCAUUCCGUUUUUUGACCGGUUCGUUGAAAUUACAGGUUAAAAUGAAACGUUGUAAUGCUCGUGUAAUGAGCAUUAAAUUGAGCAUAAGUUGCAAAUAAUAACUUGAUUCAGGUCAUAAUUUUGAUGCAGUACAUACAUUGCGGACAAGCUGACAGAGUCAAAAACAGAUUCGCAUUUACUAUUUCUCGGUCAGUGUAGCGUAGCUGAAAAGCAAAGAGAGUGACCGAAAAAUGUUGUCUUUUGCAAUAACGAAGCAAGCUGGUCUUAGAUUAAGGAGUGGAUGGUAAGACAUUUAGAAUUCUUACCCAAGAGAGUGAAGAAGACUUCAAGGUUUAACAAAGAGCCUGCCUGUAGAGUUAUCCCAGACACUUGCAACAAGUCACAAAGACCCCUGAGAGGACUGCUGCUCGUUCGUAUAACUGUCCGUUGACAAGCGUUUUUCCACUGCAGUAAUUUAUUAUAAUGUGCAGGUUCGAAUUUGCGCUCAAACGUUUCCAUUUCUACUAAAGCAUUUAACUUAAAAAUGUUUAUAUGGUUCUGCUUGAACUAUUGUUGUGUUUCAAGAAUGUUGCAUACCAGAUGCUUAGAGACCAAACUUGUAAGUCAUUGCAUAUUGGCAAACUCACCACACACAACUAUGACCGAGUAAAUCAUGUCACAAGCUUGUGAGAACGAAAUUGGAAGCGAAAUUAAA
Messenger RNA from Acanthaster planci (crown-of-thorns starfish), 2578 nucleotides. RefSeq lists its product as uncharacterized. The record is from RefSeq and is a predicted model, not a curated record. NCBI's taxonomy places the organism in Eukaryota, Metazoa, Echinodermata, Asteroidea, Valvatida, Acanthasteridae.